Dromaius novaehollandiae (emu) is the source of this 1927-nucleotide messenger RNA. It is a transcript of the gene EVX2, whose product is annotated as even-skipped homeobox 2. Gene Ontology annotation, cellular component: nucleus. Gene Ontology annotation, biological process: regulation of transcription by RNA polymerase II. The transcript has 3 exons. Gene Ontology annotation, molecular function: RNA polymerase II cis-regulatory region sequence-specific DNA binding; DNA-binding transcription factor activity, RNA polymerase II-specific. The coding region runs from base 614 to 1927 and encodes 437 amino acids. The record is from RefSeq and is a predicted model, not a curated record. NCBI's taxonomy places the organism in Eukaryota, Metazoa, Chordata, Aves, Casuariiformes, Dromaiidae.
GAAAAGCAUUAUCUAACAUUUAGCAUGUAGUUCUGUCCGAGGACAAAUGAGAAAGAAGCUGCAUCAUUAGGACCUAAAAGGCAACAAAACAAAAAUCAGAGCAUAAUGAUGCACCUAAAUGAAGGGGGAAAUGUUGCACAGCUCAUUUUAUUAAUCAGACUGUCAAUUUCGCCCCAGAGGCCAAACCCCAGAGCAAUUCAAGCAGGAUCUGAUCAAGCUAAGGACAAGAGCUUUACUCCUCACUUCUUGUCUUUCUUUCUUUCCACCUGGAUAUAUUUGUCUGCUCAGAAGCCGCCUUCAUUAUCCACUGACAGGAGCUUGUAUUUAUUUGCUUAUAAACCUGUUACAAUAAAUGAUUAUUCGAACAGCGUCAUUCGUACCUUAAUGACGAGCACUACUUUUUGAUGAAUGACAUUUCGGGCUAGAAAGGAUGUAUGGGUCAUUUUGACCAGUCAUUCCCUCGCUUUGGCAUCCCACAAUUUUUACGCCUCCCUCAAAAAGAGAUAAUAAUAUUUAGAGACACUUGCCGGGCUGAAUGUGAAUUAGCCCCUGCUGCAGCUCAUCAUUAGUACAGGACCAGCCCUGCAACUUUGACAUUUUUUAUAAAGCUGAGAUGAUGGAAAGAAUAAGAAAAGAGAUGAUCCUGAUGGAGAGAGGGCUACACAGCCCUACAGCUGGCAAAAGGCUCUCGAAUUUGUCAGACUCAGCUGGAAAUGCGGUGCUGGAGGCCCUCGAAAAUUCUCCGCACAGUGGCCGCCUCAGCCCGAGACUGACUUCCGCCUCUCUGCACGGCGCUGUCGGGGACAUCUCCGCCAAAGGCAAAUUCGAAAUAGACACCUUGUUCAGCCUCCAGCACCCGAGCAGCGAGAGCAGCGUCUCGUCCGAAAUCCCGCCGUCGGAGAGCAGGAAGAAAAUCAGCCUUUAUCCCGAAGUUGCUCCGGAGGCAGAUAUGAACAGUGAUGUGGAGGUGGGCUGCUCCGCACUCCGCUCCCCAGCUAGCCUGACUCCCUCCCAGCUGAAGGAAAACAGUAACAAAGGCUACGCGGAGAGCAGCGCGGCGCCCAGCACCGCCGCCGCCGGCCUGCACGGCCCCGGCCCCCUGGGCGGCUCGGGCUCGGGCGCCGACCAGGUGCGGCGGUACCGCACCGCCUUCACCCGCGAGCAGAUCGCCCGCCUGGAGAAGGAGUUUUACCGCGAGAACUACGUGUCGCGGCCGCGGCGCUGCGAGCUCGCCGCCGCCCUCAACCUGCCCGAGACCACCAUCAAGGUGUGGUUCCAGAACCGGCGCAUGAAGGACAAGCGGCAGCGCCUGGCCAUGUCCUGGCCGCACCCGGCCGACCCCAGCUUCUACACCUACAUGAUGACCCACGCGGCGGCCACGGGCAGCCUGCCCUACCCCUUCCACUCCCACGUCCCGCUCCACUACUACCCGCACGUCGGGGUCACCGCCGCCGCCGCCGCCGCCGCCGCCUCGGGCGCCGCCGCCUCGCCCUUCGCCGCCUCCAUCCGCCCGCUGGACACCUUCCGCGCCCUCUCGCACCCCUACUCGCGCCCCGAGCUGCUCUGCAGCUUCCGCCACCCCGGCCUCUACCAGGCCCCCGCCGCCGCCGCCGCCGCCGCCGGCCUCAACAGCAGCGCGGCCGCCUCGGCGGCGGCGGCGGCGGCGGCGGCGGCGGCGGGCUCGGCGCCGGGGGGCGGCUCGGCGCCCUGCUCCUGCCUCAGCUGCCACAGCAGCCAGACGGCGGCGGCGGCGGCGGCGGCGGCGGCCUCGGCGCUGGGCUCGCGGGGCGCCGCCGCCGCCGACUUCCCCUGCACGGCGGCCGCGCAGCGCCCCGAGAGCGGCUUCCUGCCCUACUCGGCCGCCGUGCUGGGCAAGGCCGCCGUGGCCUCGCCCGACCAGCGGGAGGAGGCGCCGCUGCCCAGAUAA